Messenger RNA from Zychaea mexicana, 1103 nucleotides. RefSeq lists its product as uncharacterized. Lineage: Eukaryota; Fungi; Mucoromycota; Mucoromycetes; Mucorales; Lichtheimiaceae. The transcript is spliced from 5 exons. The record is from RefSeq and is a predicted model, not a curated record. The annotation marks the transcript as partial.
GCAUGAUGCAACCUAGUGCACCCAUGGUUCCGAAAUAUUUACUGCUAUGCCGCCGCGUGGUACUGUCGUUCCUUAGAAAUUCACAACACCAACUCACAACAAUGAGCAAUCUACUUCUUCGUCUUCGCUACUCUAAUGACCCAGAAGCCGACACCUUUUACGAAUGGGAAGGCUCAGUAUUCGUGUUCAUUCCCGGCGAACAACCAAAAAAGAUUUUUCACUGUGUUGGUAUGAACGUCGGCAAAGCCCAUAUCGCGGACAACAAGUUGUUGGCAACAACACGAGAACUGACUUACUACUUGGACCCAAAGACACACGAAAAGCUGACUCAUUGGGAGAACCCAUGGACUGGAGAACGUGUACCAGUGGUACACAUUGCCAAUGAUCCGGUACAGAUGGCUUUGCCGACAUUUAUUCCCUUGGAUGUUCGCAAGAACCCUUUUUCGGGCACCACUAAAUUGAUGACUGAGAUACCAUUAUUCUACAAGAAUCCUUUGGCUGACGACCCCAAAUUUGCUUCCUAUGACUCACGCCAAAUGUAUCAAGCUGGCGAGUUGUUCACUUUCACCUGCCCUACUGCUCAAGUCGAAAAUGAGCAAGGUGCUAUCGAUCAUGCCGAAGUUCACUGGACACGGGUCUCCCACUUUGCACCAUUCAUGAAAAUGGGUGACAAGCAAGGAUACCUAGUAUAUCAUUGCACAGGACACAAAUUGCCUCAAGGCUCGACAUACAAAGAACUUAUCAGCCCAAUCUUACGCAGCGAGAUCGAGAAUAGAGUGACAGCAUAUAGUCACGCUCCCAGUUCUUAUGAUCCCAAUUCCAAAAGCGUUUCUAGCUGGACAUACUUUAAGGAUAAUUUUGACCGGUACCAGAACGAGCCUGAUGCUGAAUGGCCGCCAUUAUGUGAAGAAUGAAAAGUAUAGUAGACUUUUGCUGCUUUACUUAAAUUAUCCUUUGAUACGGUACUGUAUCAUUUUGAUGUACGUGAUGUUUAGGCUGUAAAAAAGACAAUUGAAUAUGGGACGUUCGAUCUAGAGUAAAUUUUGUUGUGUAUGUGUCUAUAGUAUCUGUCGGUGAUGUGUAUAUAAAAGAUGCAUGACCAA